Ananas comosus (pineapple) is the source of this 1373-nucleotide messenger RNA. RefSeq lists its product as uncharacterized. The transcript is spliced from 9 exons. NCBI's taxonomy places the organism in Eukaryota, Viridiplantae, Streptophyta, Magnoliopsida, Poales, Bromeliaceae. Gene Ontology annotation, cellular component: membrane; endoplasmic reticulum. Bases 54 to 1115 code for a protein of 353 amino acids. The record is from RefSeq and is a predicted model, not a curated record. Gene Ontology annotation, biological process: membrane organization; endoplasmic reticulum tubular network organization.
AGAGAGAGAGAGAGAGAGAGAGAGAGUCUCCGAGAGAGAGAGAGAGAGAGAGAAUGGGGGAGGAGGGGGAUGCGCAGAGGAUAAAGAGGAUCGCGGCGGGCGCAUACGACUACGAGAGCGACCCACGAUGGGCAGAGUAUUGGUCGAACGUGCUCGUGCCCCCCAACAAGGCCUCUCGAUCCGACGUCCUCGACUACUACAAGCGCAAGUUCUACCAGCGCUACAUCGAUCCUGAUUUUGUGGUUGAGCCAAUGUCUUCAAACAGUUCCUCCCAGUCUCAACAAGCUAGACCAUCUGGAAGAUCAGCACCACCAUCAUCAUCGUCAUCAUCACCAGCUGCUGCUGCUGCUGCUGGUGCCGAAAAUACAAGACCUCAUGAAUCAGGACCCAAUUCUGGAACAACUGCACCACAAGGCAGGGCUGCAAAUGCCUUGCGGUUGGAUCGACGGUCUAUUCAUUUUUCUGUGAAUGCUUGGGUGUUAGUUGUUGCUGUGCUCGGUAUCCUUCCUGUUGUACCGAGACAUCUUUCUAACAAGGCUUAUCGACUGUCAUUGCUGGGCACCACUUGUUCCUCGUUUUAUUCUCUCUACACUCUAUAUGGGAAACCAAGGGCUUGGAAUCUGCCUGCUGUCCAAACAUGGUUUCAAACUAUAAUUGCAACCAAGGAUUUUAUCCAUCUAAUCUACUGUCUCAUGUUUGUUACAUCUCAACUACACUUCAAGUUUGCUUUGAUACCUGUGCUUUGCUGGGCACUUGAACAUGUUGCUAGAUUCCUUAGACGAAAUUUCACCCGUUCCUCUAUAUACAGGAGAUACUUGGAGGAACCUUGCUUGUGGGUUGAGGCAAACACAACAACACUCAGCAUUCUAAGUGCAAAUGCAGAGAUUGCAUUGGGCUUUCUUCUGAUCUUAUCGCUGUUCUCGUGGCAACGGAACAUCAUUCAAACUUUCAUGUAUUGGCAGUUGCUGAAGCUAAUGUACCAUGCUCCUGUAACUGCUGGUUAUCACCAAAGCGUGUGGGCGAAGAUUGGUCGGACCGUUAACCCCUACAUCUACCGCUAUGCACCCUUCUUAAAUACCCCCGUGUCUGCUGUUCAGAGGUGGUGGUUCAGGUAGAAUGGAAAGAUAAAUAGGUAGAUCAGAAGAAACUCGCGACUUCUUCGGUUUUGUACUUCAGAAUAUUCUAUUCCACUUAUGAAAAUUCUACAAAAAGAAACAGCUUUAGCAGUUGGAUGCUUUUAAAACUACAUCGUAGUGUAUGUUUCUAUUCAGUGUAUGUUUCUAUUCAGUGAGCUCUUUAAUUGCAUAUGGAUUUUUGUAAUCAUUUAGCACAACUGUUAAAAAAAAAAAAUGCACUUUCGCUGGAGAAUCCAA